This is a messenger RNA of Etheostoma spectabile (orangethroat darter), 456 nucleotides long. Its product is annotated as excitatory amino acid transporter 3-like. Gene Ontology annotation, cellular component: plasma membrane. Gene Ontology annotation, molecular function: glutamate:sodium symporter activity; L-glutamate transmembrane transporter activity; neutral L-amino acid transmembrane transporter activity. The coding region runs from base 1 to 456 and encodes 151 amino acids. Gene Ontology annotation, biological process: L-glutamate transmembrane transport. The record is from RefSeq and is a predicted model, not a curated record. NCBI's taxonomy places the organism in Eukaryota, Metazoa, Chordata, Actinopteri, Perciformes, Percidae. The transcript has 4 exons.
AUGGAGAACAACACUGCUGAGGGGGAAAUCCUUUCUGGCACGAGAAGCUGGAUGGAUUUCAUCAACAUAUGCUGGCCUUACAUUGUGCGGAAUAAGAUUCUGUUUUCAAAUCAAGGGGCUGUUAUCCUCGGCGUUGCCCUGGGCUGGACUCUCAAGUCCUAUGGCCUGGUGGACAGCAACAUCCAACUCUACGUCGGCUUUCCAGGAGUGAUACUCAUGCGGAUGCUUCAGGUGGAUACCGUUCCUCUUAUCGUUACAAGUGUGAUAAUGGGGGUUUCUGGUCUAAGCGUUCAUUCUUCCAGGAAAAUCGCUCUACGUACUGCAGCGUAUAUCGUCUGCACUACACUUACAGCUGUGAUUAUAGUACCACCCAACGUCCAUCUCCCUGUCUCCUCUAGGCAGUUACCCCCCCGCGCUCCACUGUCCACGAUCCGUAGAGGGACACAGCGGGAGUGA